This is a messenger RNA of Tetrahymena thermophila SB210, 969 nucleotides long. Its product is annotated as Di-glucose-binding within endoplasmic reticulum protein. The transcript is spliced from 5 exons. Gene Ontology annotation, cellular component: membrane. NCBI's taxonomy places the organism in Eukaryota, Ciliophora, Oligohymenophorea, Hymenostomatida, Tetrahymenidae. The record is from RefSeq and is a predicted model, not a curated record. Gene Ontology annotation, molecular function: carbohydrate binding.
AUGAUGAUGAAUUCAUAGAAAAAUUUAUUUUUUAUCAGUUUAAUAGUUAUAGCAGGUCUUUCAAUUAUCUCUGCUAGACCUUUAGUUGCAAAGAAGGUAGUUCAUGCUAUUAAUGCUGGUUCACAUAUGGCAAAAAGAUCAGUCGAGGGAUUCGUUUAUACUAGAGAUUAAGGCUAUGAUGAAGAUACAAAUGCCGUUGAUUAUAGUGAUGACGAGAAUUUAAAAGGAUUAGUUAUUAAGUAUGCAAAAGAACCAACCAUUUACAUGACUGAACGUCAUGGUUAUAACAGUUUUGGUUAUCAAUUAGCACUUGAUAUUGAAUAAACUUAUACUUUGAUUUUGAAAUUCUGCGAAAUGUAUUUUGAUAAACCAGGAAGAAGAGUUUUCCAUGUCAAAUUAGGUGACACUAGAGUUAUUACUAAUCUCGAUAUUUUUGCCAAAGCAGGAAGGUUUGUUGCUCAUGACGAGUAUGUUGAGUUUAAAUACUAAAAUGGAAAAAUUUACUACAAGAAUCAAGUUUGCAAUAAUGGCAUUGUUGAUGGAAAAUUAAACAUUUCAUUUGAAAAAACAUAGAAUGAUAAUCCAUUUAUUCACGGCAUAGUCGUUUAUGCUGGCAGCUUAGAUUAAACUGACUUUGAAGAUCUCCAUAACUUUAAGGCUUAAUGGGAAAGAAACUAUGCUAAUGAAGCUAGAAAGAAGGCCGAUUAAUUAAAUAAGUUAAAAGAAUAGAAGUUGAAGAAAUAAGAAAAAAUUAUUGUUCGUAAUGACCAUACAGAUAUUGAAGAAGACUUUGAAGACAUCGAAAUUAAGGAAGAAGUUAAGCAAGAAUAAGGUAGAACUGUACCUCCUUUGAAGGAAAUGUUAAUGACUCCCUUGGGAAUAGUUUGUAUGAUUGGUUUCUUCUUCACAUCUUUCGUACUUAUUUCUUCUGCUUUCUUUGAAGGAAAUAACGUUAAGAAGGAAUAAUGA